UUUUCUUCUCUACUCUUCUUCCGGUUUAAAGCAACCGUUCUGUGAUAGAUCUAUUAUUUUAGAACAUUUAAUCAAGUAUUUUAAAGAUUUCUCUACAUUUCUAAAUGUAAAAUAUGUCUAAACGACGAAUCGACGUUGGGGAUAGUAUGUCCAGCAGUAAAAAGAACAGGGAUGAUGAUACUGCAGGAGAUAAAAAAGAAGACAAAGGAAAAUCUCAAUCAAUAUUUGAACAGUUUAACAUACCAAGACCAACAUUACAGCUUAACCCGUUCACAGGGCUACCUUUCACACCACGCUAUUAUGAGUUGCAUCGUAAAAGAACCACACUUCCGGUUUGGGAAUACAAGGAAAGAUUUGUGGAAAUGGUUACAAAACAUCAAACCAUUGUACUAGUGGGUGAAACAGGUUCUGGAAAAACAACGCAGAUUCCGCAGUGGUGUCUAGAAUGGGUGAGAGCUAGGAAUCCAAAAAAGGGUGUGGCAUGUACACAACCUCGUAGGGUAGCAGCUAUGUCCGUGGCUCAACGUGUGUCUGAGGAAAUGGAUGUUUGUCUUGGUCAGGAGGUUGGUUAUAGCAUCAGGUUUGAAGACUGCACAUCCCAAAAGACAGUACUAAAAUACAUGACUGAUGGUAUGUUGCUCAGAGAAGCCAUGUCAGAUCCUUUACUAGAAGCUUACGGUAUCAUUAUGCUAGAUGAGGCUCACGAACGUACUCUUGCUACCGACAUAUUGAUGGGUUUACUGAAAGAAGUAGCUAAACAAAGAUCUGAUCUUAAAAUCAUUAUCAUGAGUGCUACUUUGGAUGCUGGCAAAUUUCAGACCUAUUUUGAUAAUGCUCCAUUGAUGAGUGUUCCUGGCAGAACACAUCCUGUAGAAAUAUUUUACACACCUGAGCCUGAGAGAGACUAUCUUGAGGCAGCUAUAAGAACAGUCAUUCAAAUCCACAUGUGUGAGGAGACAGAGGGAGACAUGCUUUUAUUUUUGACUGGUCAAGAGGAGAUUGAUGAAGCCUGCAAAAGGAUUCAAAGAGAGGUGGAUAAUUUGGGUCAGGAUGUGGGGGAUCUCAAGUGUAUACCUUUGUAUUCAACAUUGCCACCAAAUUUACAACAGAGAAUUUUUGAACCACCUCCACCUAAAAAGGCCAACGGUGCAAUAGGAAGGAAAGUGGUGGUCUCUACAAACUUAGCCGAGACAUCUCUGACUAUUGAUGGUGUUGUGUUUGUCAUUGACCCAGGUUUCGCCAAACAAAAGGUAUACAACCCUCGUAUUCGUGUGGAGUCACUUUUGGUCACUGCUAUUUCCAAAGCUAGUGCACAACAAAGAGCAGGUAGAGCCGGUCGAACACGACCUGGCAAAUGCUUUCGGUUGUAUACAGAAAAGGCUUACAAGCAAGAAAUGCAGGAGAACACCUAUCCUGAAAUUUUGAGGUCUAACUUGGGGACAGUAGUACUACAGCUUAAAAAACUUGGUAUUGAUGAUUUGGUACACUUUGACUUUAUGGACCCUCCUGCUCCAGAAACACUGAUGCGAGCUUUGGAGUUGUUGAACUAUUUAGCUGCCCUUGACGAUGACGGUGAAAUAACAGAGCUUGGCUCCAUGAUGGCAGAAUUCCCACUAGAUCCUCAGCUGGCUAAGAUGGUCAUAGCAAGCUGCGACUACAAUUGUUCCAAUGAAGUACUGUCCAUAACAGCCAUGUUAUCAGUCCCACAGUGUUUUGUGAGACCGCUGGAGGCCAAGAAAGCAGCUGAUGAGUCAAAGAUGAGGUUCGCUCACAUUGAUGGCGAUCACCUCACUCUACUCAAUGUGUAUCAUGCUUUCAAACAAAAUCACGAAGAUCCUCAAUGGUGCUAUGAUAACUUUGUCAACUACAGAUCUUUGAAGAGUGCAGACAAUGUUCGACAACAGCUUGCGAGGAUCAUGGACCGUUUCAACUUACGCAGAUCAAGCACAGAAUUCACAUCAAGGGAUUAUUAUAUUAACAUUAGAAAAGCUCUAGUAUCUGGAUUCUUUAUGCAGGUAGCUCACCUGGAAAGAACUGGUCACUAUUUGACUGUGAAAGAUAGUCAGGUUGUCCAGCUGCAUCCAUCCACAGUUCUUGACCAUAAACCAGACUGGGUACUAUAUAAUGAGUUUGUACUGACCACCAAGAACUACAUUCGCACAGUAACUGAUGUGAAACCAGAAUGGCUUGUGAAAAUUGCACCUCAGUACUAUGACAUGGUCAAUUUCCCUAUGUGUGAAGCCAAGAGACAACUUGAAAGAAUUAUCGCCAAGCUACAGACCGGGAAAGGAUCCAACAACAGUUAUUAACAAAGAUUUUUUUCAACCAAUGGAAUCAAUCGCCACCUCUCUCUGCCAUAGUAAAAAAUUUGUGCAUGUCUAUGUUUUCAUAGUCUAACGUACUUCUAAAAACUAAAAGGACACAUUAUUAAUGAAUGGUUCUGAAAUUAACAGCUUUGUAUAGUUCAACUUGGAGGUACUCAAGUGUCUGUACUUGUUCUUGGACCAUUAAUGAAAUAAGAUUGUUGUUGAAGCCAUAACAACAAAAAGAAAGAGCUCAGUAGGAUUUUGAAAAUGUUGGUUCAUCUGAUGUCAUUGUCAUUCUUGUUUUGUUAUACAAAACUUUUUUUUGUUGUUGUUUUUACCUAUUUAAAAAUUUAAUGUGACCUCUUUUUUUUUUUUUUUUUUAAAUCAUUAAAAUUGUCAUACCAAAUCA
Molecule: messenger RNA, 2715 nt
Organism: Biomphalaria glabrata
Lineage: Eukaryota; Metazoa; Mollusca; Gastropoda; Planorbidae
Product: putative pre-mRNA-splicing factor ATP-dependent RNA helicase PRP1
Exons: 13
Coding region: 114-2309 (731 amino acids)
Cellular component (GO): intracellular anatomical structure; spliceosomal complex
Molecular function (GO): ATP binding; RNA binding; RNA helicase activity
Source: RefSeq, a predicted model, not a curated record